Messenger RNA from Onychostoma macrolepis, 7860 nucleotides. RefSeq names its product collagen alpha-1(XXIV) chain-like. Bases 411 to 5444 code for a protein of 1677 amino acids. Lineage: Eukaryota; Metazoa; Chordata; Actinopteri; Cypriniformes; Cyprinidae. The record is from RefSeq and is a predicted model, not a curated record. The transcript is spliced from 60 exons. Gene Ontology annotation, molecular function: extracellular matrix structural constituent.
GAUGAUGUCACGGCAGUAAUGAGUGAAACCCAACACCGAGCGCGCAGCGCAGCAGAGCUGGAGAUGCGCCGAACCGAGCAAGUCCAGACACAUGCGGAGCUCAGAGCCCGGAGCGACUAUCUCUCUCUCUCUCUCUCCCUCUCCCUCCCUCGCUCUAGCUCUCAGUCCGGUUUAAUACAGAUCUUCUGACCUGCUCUCUCAAUAAACCCGCCGUAUCCCGUCGUCGCCCCGUGUUUCCAGCAGCGCGCUUGAUGUUCGAGGUCUGAUCCGUCAAGUUCUCCAUGCGCGCUUGCUCGCGGAGAUGUGGACGCUGCUGAUCAGGCUGGAUCUGGUCUCAUGAGCCGGUGGUGUCUUCUGCUGUGGAAUUCUGUUUUCGCUUUGAAAACUGCUGCUUGGACAAAUGCAUACAAAUGCAUUUAGGAGCCCAACGGACAAGGAGUGGACAAAUUUCUCCCACAUCGACAACGAGAUUCCUCGUCCUCCUCCUGUCAACAUGUGCGGCGCUGCUGUCAGCAGAAGAGCCAUCAGCAGCUCCAGGUGUAGACCUUAUUCAUCAGCUGGGCCUUUCUGGUCGCAGAGACAUACAUUCUUCCGGGACAACUUACCUCACCUCCCUUGCUUCAUCUCUGUCCAUCCUGCCCCCUGGUGUUGGGGUUAUCCUCGGACGGGAUGCCCUCAUUGAGGCCCCAUCUGUGGACCUGCUCCCCGCAGGCGUGGAGGAGGAGUUUUCUAUCAUAGUGAGUUUAAGCUCCUGGCGAGCGAACAAUGCCUUUAUUUUUAGUGUGCGUGAUGGCAGGGACAGACUGCAGUUUGGCUUGCAGCUCCUGCCUGGAAGGGUAGUGGUUUACACAGGUGAGAAAGCGUCGAUCUACUUCAAGUACGAUGUGCAAGAUAAACAUUGGCACUCCUUCUCUGUCGGGGUCCGGCCACGCUCCGUAUCUUUCCAUGCACGCUGCGGGGCUGUGCAGUACGGCGAGGAAACGCUGACCCGUCCACAGACAUUGAGCUCUGAAGGCCGCCUCUCUGUGGGAAGGAUGGACUCCAGGGCGGUGCAGUUUGAAGGAGCAUUAUGCCAGCUGGAUAUUUACCCCUCUGCCCAAGCUGCGGCGCACUACUGCGACUAUGUUAAAAAACAGUGCAGACUGUCCGACACCUUCCGAUCUCUGUCAGGGAGCUCAGAGUCCCCAUUCCCAUCAGUUUCACCUUCCCCAAAGUUCCACCACAGCUCUUCGGAAUCACACACAUUUAGCCCAACUCUUGCUGAUCACUCCACCAACUCUAUUCCCACAGCACUUUUUGACCAGUUUGCAACCACAAGCUCUCCGAUGUUUCGGUCCAGCACACCUAGGCACAUGAACCCAUCUCCAAGAACUUUCAGCAAGGUGCAAUCCCUGGACCUCACUCCAGAGACUUCCACAAGCAACCCCGCAACAGAGAAUAUGCUUGACGGUGAAAAUGACACUGAGAAUCAGCCACUUCUCAAGAAGCCCAGAGCAACUCGGGCCACCCCGGACUUGAUCACCAUCGUCAAGCAGAGCCGUUUGAAAGAGGCCUUGAGGAAUGAUGGUAGAUCCCACCAAUCCAACAAAGAGCUUCUGCAGGCCAAUCCUAAAGUGAACAGCACCAUUCUGUACCGUGAAGAGAGCAGCUACAACCUUGUGGACCAAUCUGAGGAACAGGUCCAGGAGGGGGUGCACGACACAGGAUACUCGGAGGGUUACGGAUAUGACUAUGGUUUUGAAGAGGACGAAUAUUUCUUUGACUACGAUGGAUUUGUUGGUCCUAAAGGAGAACCGGGUCCUCCAGGUUCCAUCGGCCCCCCAGGUCUCCCCGGACCCCCUGGAAAGAGAGGACCACGGGGUUCAGCUGGUCCUCACGGGAGUCCCGGGCCACAUGGUUUACCUGGUCCGAAGGGAGCAAAAGGUGAUCCUGGACUGUCCCCAGGUCAAGCGCCAGCAGGUGAUAAGGGUGAAAGAGGACGGCUGGGUCCACAGGGUCCCAAAGGUGAACCAGGUCCAAAGGGUCCCAAAGGCUAUCCAGGACCAGCAGGUCUGCCCGGAGAACAGGGUUUGCCAGGAUUGCCGGGCGUAUCUGGGGCGGCAGGUUACCCUGGCAGGCAGGGUUUGGCAGGACCGGAGGGAAACCCUGGACCUAAAGGUGUCAAUGGCUUCAUCGGACCUCCAGGAGUUGCAGGAGCACCAGGACUGGAGGGAGAGAGAGGAAUUCCGGGUCCUGUAGGAAUCAAGGGUCCCAAAGGAAGACAGGGUGUUGUUGGCGAUGCGGGUGAGCGAGGGCCGCCCGGACCGGACGGAAACGAGGGGCCCGUCGGAGGAACCGGCAGCAGUGGAUUCCCAGGCCUGAGAGGUGAUCCAGGGCCCGAGGGACCCCGCGGCUUUCCUGGCAUUGUGGGACCUCAGGGCCUGACCGGAGGGGUGGGGCCUCCUGGAAUGAAAGGUGAUAAGGGUGAACCUGGAUUGAGGGGUGAACCGGGAGAGACUGGCUAUCAGGGCGACAAGGGGACGGCUGGUAAUCCAGGCCCGACAGGACCACGUGGAAAACCAGGACCUCUCGGGAAAACAGGUGACCGGGGACCACAGGGGCCUCCGGGGCCACCAGGACCUGAGGGUUUCCCAGGAGACAUUGGUGCACCAGGACCCAACGGCCCCCUGGGACCAAAGGGUAUUCAAGGAGCCCGGGGCCCCCAGGGACCACCAGGGCCAAAAGGAACAGAGGGAGACGAAGGCCCCCCGGGUCCACCUGGAAAGCCUGGUCCCACUGGACGAAUAGGUCGGAAGGGUUUCAUCGGUGAACCAGGACCUGAAGGACUGAAGGGAGAAAUUGGUGACCCAGGGAAUCCUGGGAAACACGGCCCCCCUGGUCUGGUGGGACUGAUUGGGAUAACCGGAGUGAUCGGACAACCUGGAGAAAAGGGUGAUCGAGGUCCUCCUGGUCCUUUGGGUCCUCCAGGAGAGAAAGGUUCAACAGGGUAUCCGGGUCUUCCAGGAGGUCCUGGGGAUUUCGGCCCGCAAGGUCCACCUGGUCCACAAGGGCCGAGAGGAGAAGCAGGUGUUUCCGGGCCGAAAGGACGAAGGGGCCCGAGGGGACCUGACGGCCCUCCAGGAGAGCUGGGCCCUGAGGGCGUAAAGGGUGAAAAGGGGUCGCCAGGGAAAAAUGGUGCUCCGGGAUUCAUCGGUAAAGCUGGAGCUCCAGGGAAGAGAGGAGCAGCGGGAGCGCCUGGUAAAGCAGGUCCUCCCGGAAACACAGGUGAAAAAGGUCCUCCAGGUGAACCUGGCUCCAGAGGCCCUCCGGGGGACCCAGGACCAGAUGGAGAGCAAGGUCACGAGGGACCUCCAGGACCUGAAGGAGAGCAGGGGCCUGUGGGUGAACCUGGAAUCAAGGGUGAAAUGGGGCCUGUCGGAGAGGAGGGUGAAUUGGGCCAACCGGGCAUCAGAGGUCCUCCAGGGCCACCUGGAGAGGACGGGCAUCAAGGGAAGGACGGACCAAAGGGUGAGCCAGGCGACCAUGGACCAAUGGGAGAAGCAGGAGAAAGGGGUGAGAUUGGUGACCCUGGCCCAAUAGGACCUCCUGGAGAUCCUGGGAAAAAGGGCUUCCCAGGACCUGAGGGCAAACAGGGUCUGCCGGGUAACCGUGGACGUCCAGGAAAGAAGGGUGAAAAAGGGCCGCCAGGUCACUUGGGAGAAAUGGGCUCAUCUGGCGAAAUCGGACAAACGGGGGAGAGAGGACUCAAAGGUGCUCGAGGAACCAGAGGACCCGCAGGUCGACCAGGAGUUAUGGGACCUCAGGGAGAGCCAGGACUUCAAGGUUACACAGGUCACACUGGUAAGCAAGGUCCAGCAGGCCUCCCAGGGCCAAAGGGAGAAAAGGGUUACCCAGGAGAAGACAGUAAAACAGCAGGACCACCCGGGCCCUUAGGUGAACCAGGCGCUUCAGGAGAGAAGGGUGAACGUGGGGAACCAGGAGAUGACGGAUAUCAGGGUCACGCAGGAGUCACAGGUGCCCGUGGAGCAAUCGGUCAGCAGGGAUCUCCUGGAUCUCCAGGGCUUCCUGGUGAAGCAGGACCCAUAGGCGAGAAGGGAGUUCAGGGACUCACUGGGAAGAAAGGAUCCCGAGGUCCUGCUGGAGCUCCAGGCCCUGAAGGUCCGGUUGGUUUGCCGGGGCCCAGAGGGACAGAUGGGUAUCCGGGAUCUGACGGGCUUCCUGGUCUUCCCGGUUUACCAGGUCUGCCUGGAUCCAAAGGCCGAACAGGUCAGCGCGGUGAUACCGGUCUGGAGGGGAGGGCGGGACUUCCUGGCCCGCGGGGAGAGCUUGGACUUCCUGGUGUCAUCGGAGAGAGAGGGCCAGCGGGGUCAAAGGGUGAGAUGGGUUUGGCGGGUGACAGAGGACACGGGGGUGCUAAAGGCAUGGAGGGGGCGAUGGGAGACCAGGGCGUGAAAGGAGAGCAAGGUGCCAAAGGAGAGCCAGGUGAGGUGGGAGACGCAGGCAUGCUGGGACUCCAGGGCUUUCCGGGACCCAAGGGUCCAAACGGAGAUUUGGGGUUCACUGGUAUUCCUGGACUCAAAGGGCCGGCGGGAGUUCUGGGUUUCUCUGGUCCUGUAGGUCCGGUGGGUAUGAUCGGUCCGGUGGGGAAGCCUGGUGCCAGGGGACACAAAGGAAGCCGUGGAGAGAUGGGGCCUCAGGGGCCGCAGGGCAGUCCAGGGCCACAGGGGCCUCCAGGUUUACCCGGCCCGUCGAUACGCAUCGAUAUGGACGUUCACGAGCUGAUCAAGUCCAGUGCACAUCUAGAGCUGGAGAGUUAUCAGAACACAGACACGUCUCUGUCGGAGCAGAGCGCUGAGAUCUUCAGGACGCUGCAGUAUCUGAGCAGCGUCAUCGACAGCAUGAAAACACCGCUGGGAACGAGAGAAAACCCGGCCCGCUUCUGCAGAGACCUGCUGGACUGCCGACACAAGAUGAGCGACGGAUUGUUCUGGAUCGAUCCAAAUGUGGGCUGCACGUCUGACGCCAUCCAGGUGUUCUGUAACUUCACCGCAGGAGGACAGACGUGCUUAAACCCCGCUACAACGGAUAAGGCCGCGUUUGAUGUCGGGAAAGUCCAGAUGAAGUUCUUACACUUGCUGAGCAUCACGGCGACCCAGACUGUUUCCCUCCACUGCUUCAGUGACCCGGCGACAGUUGCCAUGGAGACGCCUCGAGCCCUGCGUUUCCGGGGUUGGAGCGGCCAGGUGUUCAAGGAAAACUCGUCUCUGAGUCCACACGUGGUUCUGGACGACUGUGAGAUCCGUGAUGGCAGCUGGCAUCAGUCACGAUUCCUGUUUCAAACCCAGGUCACUCAGCAGCUUCCCAUCGUGGACAUUCAAGGUCUCCAUCCCUCAAGUCCAGGAGACCAGCGGCACGUGGAAGUGGGUCCUGUUUGCUUCCUGUGAAAUCACUGAAGGACUUGAAACGGUCCUGAUCCUUAAAUCAGACCAGUGGCGAUCUGAGCGAUGGCAGCGAUCCUGGGACGUCUCUAAAACCCUCCCGAAGAACAAGCGCGUCUCCAGCCCGAGUGCAAAGUCCUUGCGGAUUGUGCAUUCGAUCUCGAAUCAUUGCUAGAUAAACUGUCAGACGAGGUUGAUUUUGUUAGCAAACUAUGAAAAGGCCGACCUGGACUCUUUAGACGGUGCUCUACCUCUUUCACGUACAGGUGCUUGCGUUCAGGUGCAUCCGGCCCAAAACAAGCUCUGCGAAAGUACACGAAUGCAAACUUCGUUUGGUGCAUCAUUGUGUUUUGCAAUUUGUCUUCUACAGUCAAUUUUUCUUUUAAAUCAAGGUGGAGGUGCAGUUUAAAGGCAGUCUUGCUAAGCAAGUUAGAUAAAUUUAGUUAAUCCAUAGACGAUUUUUAUAAGAACACUACCUAUGUUUCCCUUCACGUGUUUUUAAAGGAAAUUUGGAGUAUUGCAUAAAAAUGCUGGAUAGAAACACCAAUAAGUGCAUAAAAUCUUUAAAAAUUGGGGCAUCAUAUAAAAAACACUUCAUGGAAGUGUCUAGAUGUGCAUAAAUUCUUUAACAUUUUGAUGGAAAUGCCAAUAAGUGCAUUGAAUCUUAAAUAAAUUGGGGUGUCACAUAAAAAACGCAGAAUUAAAAUGCCAAGGAGCGCAUAACAUUUUUAAAAUUGGGGUAUCACAUAAAAAUAAUAAUAAAAAAAAAAAACGCCAGAUGGAAAAGUCUAAAAAAAAAAAGAAAAUCUGAAAAUUUUGGGGAAUGACAAAAAAAUCUUGAUGGAAAUGCCAAGAAGUCCAUGAAUUCGUAAAAACAUUGGGGUUUUGCAUAAAAGCACUGGCUGGAAAUGACAAAAAAUGUGUAAAAUGUUAAAAGAAACUGGGGUUUCACACAAAAAAAAAUGCUGGAUAGAAAUGCCAAGAAGCACAUAAAAUCUUAAAAAAUUGGGUAUUACAUAAAAAAAUGAAAAAAAUUGGGGGAUCACAUUAACAACAUGAAACAAAUUGGGUAUCGUAUAAAAAUGCUGGAUGGAAACUCCAAGAAGUGCAUAUAAAUCUUAAAAUGCUCAGAAAAAUGUAUUGAGGGGGCUACUUUAUUGUUCGGUAAGAAAACAUACACAUAAACUACGAUGGAAACACAUUUACCGCAACUUUUUAUUAUUUUAUUACUGAUACUUUGCGCCAGUUUCCCAGGAAGUGAAGAUUUUGUUUGCUUGACCUUACGGCAUAGAAACAUCAUUUUAUUCACAAAUGUUUCAUGCGAUAUUUGAAUUUUUUUGCAAGUUUUAGAUGGAAACAGCUACAGACCGAGACAUUUGAAGGAAUCACUUUGAGCACCUCAGAAACACAAGGAUGCAUAAUUUUAUGUAGGCUACAUCAGUCAGUCGUUUGCAUUGGUGUAUUUGCGUGCAGUAUGUUUCUGGCCGUAAGUUGUUUGUUUGUGCUGGCUUUUUCUGUUGUACUUUUGCAUUUGGUCAUUUCGAUCACAACAAAAUGCCUAAUUUAUAUGAACAGUGUGUUGAUAAGUUAUGUUACACAUCGGCGUAAUAUACUUUAUACGUUAAGGAGAAAGUUCGCUCGUGACCCUUAAAGAGACGCCACGAGUAUCUCACAUACAUGAAAUGGAAGAACAAGGAUACUUGAUGGGAUUUUUUUGUGACAUUGUUAUUUGAAACCAUUUUAAAUGUUCCCAGGUGAUAACAAUAUGUGAAUUUACAUACUUUACAAGAAAUCUUUUGAGAUAUUCGUGACUUCUCUGUCAUAUGGAAGCCGUUUCUGUCACCGAAUAAAAAAAAAUAAAUAAAAAAAAGUUUAUGUCCGUAAUUCUGAGUUUAUAUCUUGCAAUUCUGACUUUGUUCUCUAAAUUGUGAGAUAAAAAGUCACAAUUACUGCAAGUCUGUGGUGGAAAUGUGCUUCCAUAAGGUCAGGGUCAGUCGACUUCUCCGUGGUGCUGCCGUAUUCAGCGUUAGCAAUGAGUUAGUCCUUUUUUAUUUUCCCCUUAUGUAUAUUUGGACAUUAUAUGUUUGUUUAUUUAUGUUAUCUUUUUAUUUCUCCAAAAAUACUGUACUCCAAUAAAUUAUAUCUCUCAGAGAUCUCUCUGGUCACUCACCAUUUAGUUCAAAAUCUUAUUUAUGUCAAAUUUGUAUUUGUAUAUAAACACAAAUAGGGAGUAUAUGUUGUGUUCUGGCAGCUGCGAUUGGCCAGAUUCAGAUCACAUGAUCACACACAGGAAGUGUAACACCUGUUAACUUAUGAUUACAGUAUCAAAAUUGUCACUUAAUGUGCCUACAGAAACAAACAAAACAAAGACGAAAAAUGUAAAUAUUUAAUAUUUUGACAUUAAAUAAAAUGUAUGAUUUAA